GUUACGUGUUAAGCAUGCGAUAUCGUGGCGAGCGAGCGGCGACCUUCGCGUAGUGCCUCUUCUCAGCAGCCUUUACCUCGCGUACGCACGAGACGAGAUGUGUUGAUAGACGCCGCCAAUUCCCACGUAUAUAAAUUCAACGCCGACGGCGUUUACGUUCAGGAAGAUGCCAUCCGAAGCAGAUGCCAUGGGCAGUAUUUCUAAGGAAGAGGAAGACACUGACAAAUCUAUCGAGCAAUCUAUAACAUUGAUGACUUUAAAUUCAACAAAUCAAGAAUCAAGUAUAUCCACAAAACAUGUAGACACUCAUGUAACAAAUGCAAAUAGCGAUAGGAUAUCCAUGUCAGAGAUCAGAACCAAAUUCUUAAACUCGACUGAAGACGCAGGAUCGACAACGAGUGAUAGCUCCGCAACAACAAAUGACUUGCUUGAAACAGAGAAUCUAUGUCCCUUGGAUAAAACAACAGAUACAUCGGUAGUGGUUAAACAAACUGAAGAAAGUGACGAUGAUGCAGGUACUACAUGCAACAAUACGAUACAAAAUUCGAAUAAAAAAUCAAUUUUUCUUGCUCAUAGAAACCUGUCCAGAAAGAAAUGCUUGUUAGCAGAAAAUAUCUCUGAAAUUCAUCAUAAUACUUUAGAAUUAGCAGCCUGUCCUAGUAAUAUUGUGGAUGGGAAAGCUUAUGAUCCUGAAAAGAAUCGCAAUGUAGUUGUUAACGUAGAAGGAGACAAGCAUGAAUCAAGUGCGGGAAAUUUGUGUAAUAAUAAUAUUGACACCUCGGAUACUAGGCAUAAAUCAAUCGAAGAGACGAUACACUCGCGCACUUGCAAAGAGUCUUUAAAAGACAAUGAUUCUGCUACAGGCCAUAUCAGUUUUGCAAAUACAUUAUUAAAAACGUCUAGCGAUGACGAUAAAGAUUGCAAUGUAGAUGAUAGUAGCUUGUCGACAGAUGGAUUAACAUCUCUGUCUUUAGAUACGUCCAAAGAAUCGUCAAAUUUGCACAGUGCAACCUCGUCGAAUCACAGUGACGCAAUUAACAAUUCGAAAGUGUCUUUAAGUCUAUUAGACAAUAAUAAUAAAAAUUCACUCGAAAAUGUAAUUGACGAAAAUGAAUUACCCAACACGUCUGAACAUAUUUCUGAAGAGAUGUCGCAAGAUAUGAGACGUACUUCAUGUUACGAUGAUUCCGCAAGUACAAGUAAGCCGUUUAAACUGCCAAUUUUAGAAAAAAUGCCUAAAACUGCCAAUGUUCAACAAUCUGAAGUCGAAGAAAAUGCAGUGGCGCUUUUGGACUCAUCAUUUAUCAGACAAAAUCAAUUGGAAGGAGUUCGUUGCCUGGAUUUGGAGCCUCGUUCAUCGAAUAGUAGCGAGGAAAGUAAUUCAGAUAUAGAAUCACAACAUGCAAGUACAAGUAAUAGCGAUGUCAAAAAGAGGCAAUGCAGACCCAAUGGCGUUGUAACAAAAGAAGGAGCGGAAUAUUAUCAGUUGUGGCGUAGCACAGGAGGUCGCUCGUCUCCCAAAUCUUUAUACGAAACUCUCUAUCCAAUACCACCACCGCUUCCUCCAAGGACAGCGCAUCGACCGUUACAUAGAAGUAACGCUUUACCAAGCGGCGCGCCAGAGUUACCUAAACGACAUCAGAGGCAUCCUACACCAUUGCAUCCUGAGGAUUGUUUUGGAUUCGAGAUUGUAGACGUUGACGAAGCCUCAAACCUUAAGUUACGGACAGCGGUUACAAAAAGUAUCGCGUUAUUAAGUUCCCCAAGAUCGCACAGACAACGAGAAAGACCAGAAUUGACAAAUUGCAUGGCUAACCAGCUAGAGUGCCCACCCACACCCACGCAUCGACCCAAACCUUUAUGCCCAUUGCCAAUAUGCCAAACGUCAAACGUAUCUUUAUCUUCGGAAGAACCUUUGCCUCCGUCAUGGGAAGCGAGAAUAGACAGCCACGGUCGAGUGUUUUAUAUAGAUCACAUCAACCGCACUACAACGUGGCAGAGACCGAGUCUGACAACACGUAAUACCGGUUGCGAUUUACGAAGACAGCAAUUAGAUAGACGUUAUCAAAGUGUGCGACGAACUAUCUCGCGCCCUGACAACAUAGAUCGCGAAGCUAACAGUUCAAAUGGCAAUUCCUUCGACGGUGCCGAGCGGCAAAGUGAGCGUACUGACAGGGGCGAAUCUGAACCGUUCGAUAUUACCACGAUACCACCGGUGUUAUUCCUAACGCGACCCGAUUUCUUUACCGUGUUGCACACAAACGCGGACGCCAUGGAGGUAUAUAAUCGUAAUCCAAGCUUAAAACAUAUGAUCAAUAGAGUUAGGAGGGAUCCGAUAGUAUUUCCAAGAUACGAGCACAACAGAGAUUUAGUUGCCUUAAUUAAUGUCUUUGCUGAUCCGAGCAAGGAACUUCCAAGAGGGUACGAAUCAAAGCUCGAUAGGACAGGCAAAAGAUUCUUUAUAUGCCAUGCUAGAAAAGCGACAUCAUUUGUUGAUCCACGAUUACCUACGGAAGCUGCUCACAUACGAACGCUGCUGGACGAAGCCCCCGUUCCACCGCCUAGGCCACAGCAGGCGUCUGUAACUGCUACUCCCGACAUACCUGUGGCCUACAACGACAAAGUAGUCGCUUUCCUACGUCAGCCUAAUAUAAUGGAUAUUCUAAAGGAAAGGCAUUCUGCGUUGGGACAGAAUAUUGCACUUCGAGAGAAAGUUAAUACUAUAAGGGUCGAAGGAACUGCAGCAUUACAAAGAUGGGGCCACGAUGUCCCUUUAGCGUUACUGUUAAGUUUGUUCGAGCAAGAAAUAAUGUCCUAUGUACCUGGUAGUAUGGGCAGAUCUCCACUCGGCAGCCCACAUGCGUCACCUGGAUUGACAAGAGCUUCUGCCAGAGCUCCAGCACCGUAUAGGAGAGAUUUUGAAGCGAAACUUCGUACUUUUUAUCGAAAACUGGAAAGCAAAGGUUACGGACAAGGGCCGGGUAAAUUAAAAUUACACAUCAGGAGAGAACAUUUACUCGAAGAUGCUUUUACACGUAUAAUGGCCGCGUCAAAAAAGGAUCUGCAGAAAGGUAAACUAGUAGUCAUCUUCGAUCAUGAAGAAGGAUUGGAUUACGGUGGACCGUCCCGAGAAUUUUUCUUUCAUUUAUCACGCGAAUUGUUCAAUCCUUAUUACGGAUUGUUUGAAUAUUCAGCUAAUGAUACUUACACGGUACAAAUCUCGCCGAUGUCAGCUUUUGUAGACAAUUAUCAUGAUUGGUUCAGAUUUUCCGGCAGAGUUCUGGGAUUAGCAUUGGUCCACCAGUAUUUGCUCGAUGCAUUUUUCACAAGACCAUUUUACAAGGCGCUUUUGAGGAUACCGGCAAGCUUAAGCGAUCUGGAAAGUUUAGAUCAGGAAUUUCAUCAGAGUUUAAUGUGGAUCAAGGAAAAAGAUAUAAGUAUCGAACCGUUAGAAUUAACUUUUUCAGUAACGGAGGAACUCUUGGGGCGAGUCGCCGAACGCGAAUUAAAGCCAGGCGGGAGAAAUAUCGCGGUUAGAAAAAAUAAAAAAGAAUAUCUCGAGAGAGUGGUACGUUGGCGUCUCGAACGUGGCGUCGCAGAACAAACGGAGUCGUUGGUUCGUGGCUUCUAUGAGGUGGUAGAUCCGCGUUUAGUGUCCGUUUUCGAUGCCCGGGAAUUGGAAUUGGUUAUUGCUGGUGCAGCUGAAAUCGAUCUGAACGAUUGGCGAACGCACACUGAGUACAGAAGCGGCUAUCACGACGCGCAUCCGGUAGUAGAAUGGUUCUGGAGCAGUAUAAGCCGAUUCACUAACGAACAACGUCUAAGAUUAUUGCAAUUUGUCACCGGUACUUCGAGUAUUCCAUAUGAGGGAUUUGCGGCUCUGCGUGGAUCCACAGGACCAAGAAAAUUCUGCAUUGAAAAAUGGGGAAGACCAAACAGUUUGCCGAGAGCUCAUACAUGCUUUAAUCGUUUGGAUCUUCCGCCUUAUCCCACGCCCGAGAUUUUAUACGAAAAGCUGCUGUUGGCUGUAGAAGAAACAAAUACGUUCGGUAUAGAAUAAAAUGAUGAAUUCGGUUUGUAAUUAUAAAUUUGUACAAUUGAUAGAACUAUAACGGGUUACAUUUUCAG
Pogonomyrmex barbatus (red harvester ant) is the source of this 4128-nucleotide messenger RNA. It is a transcript of the gene Hecw, whose product is annotated as Hecw ubiquitin protein ligase. NCBI's taxonomy places the organism in Eukaryota, Metazoa, Arthropoda, Insecta, Hymenoptera, Formicidae. The record is from RefSeq and is a predicted model, not a curated record. Gene Ontology annotation, cellular component: cytoplasm. Gene Ontology annotation, biological process: ubiquitin-dependent protein catabolic process; protein ubiquitination; regulation of dendrite morphogenesis. Gene Ontology annotation, molecular function: protein binding; ubiquitin protein ligase activity.